AUGGCGGCGUGGCCUCCCCUUGGCCCAGGCCCUCUUUCACCCAUCCCUGUCUUCCUGUCGGGUUCCUGGCCGCCAUACACCCUUUUCCCGCUCCCGCAGCGGCGGCUGUUUGAGAAGAAGCAGCGACGGAAGCGCCAAGAGGCCCUCAUGGUUCGGGCCAAUCUGGAUUCUUUCCUGUGGCCCCGGCGACCAUGGUGGCGGGAGAAACGCCUCUCGGGAGACAGGGGCCCCGGGAACCCUUUUCUUCAGGAGAACGUGCCAGAGGCACAUCUGCGCCCUGUUACCCACAGUGUCCUGGGCACUGUGAGCUGCUGUGGAGAUGGCAGUGGCGAGUGUGGCCCACUGGUAUCGCUGACAGAGGCAGACAGUUCCGAUCCGGAGUUGGAGGAAGUCUCUGUGGAGGAUGUUCUCGCCUCUUCACCUCCUUAUGAAGAGCCUCCGGGGACUCGACGCAGGGGUUGGCCAGCCCGCCAACGACCUGGGGGCAGUGCUGAGGAUGAGAGUGAAUUCCAGGAUGUUGGAGAUGAAUACGAGGUGCCUAGUCCGAGACCAAACCCUGGAAUGGAUGGUGAUGGGGGCCAUGGAGACUUGGCCUCCAACAAGGGAGAAGACCUGGAAGAGCAGAAUGAGGAGUCGGAGUCUACUGUGAGGAACUCCCCAGGGGCGGCCGGCGAGGAGGUGUCCGAAGCCUCGGAAGGCACGGGCAGCACGGGCAGCAGCGAUGCCGGGAGCUCGCCCCGCUGGCCUCCCCGCGCCCCAGGCCCUUGGCCGGGCAAGAACAUGGAAGCGUAUGUGCUGAGGCCUGCGCGGUGCGGUUGCACGGUGCAGUGUUGCAUCAGGCGUGACAAGCGCGGCGUAGACAAGGGCAUGUUCCCUUGCUACUAUCUCUACCUGGAGGUGCCCGACGGCCAGAAGUACUUCCUUUUGGCUGCGCGCAAGAGAAAAAGAAGCAAAACCUCUAGUUAUCUCAUCUCCCUGGACCCCACAGACAUAUCUCGGGAGGGAGACAAUUUUGUGGGUAAAGUCAGAUCUAAUGUCUUGGGCACGAAGUUCUCCAUCUUCGACAAUGGGGUGAAUCCUGAAAAGAAGAAUUUCUUCCCAGAGACUACUCGGAUCAGGAAGGAGCUGGGGGCUGUGUGUUAUGAGACCAACGUCUUGGGAUUCCGAGGGCCUCGGAAAAUGACUGUAAUCAUUCCAGGAAUUGACGCCCAAAACCAGAGAAUUAGCGUCCAGCCACAAAAUGAACAGGAGUCGCUACUGAGUCGCCUCCAACGGGGGGCCACCCAGGGGCUGGCCCUGCUGCAAAAUAAAGCCCCAUCGUGGAGCGACGACAGCGGCACCUAUGUGCUCGAUUUUCAUGGUCGCGUCACCCGGGCCUCAGUCAAGAACUUCCAGAUCGUGCAUCCGGAUGACCCGAACUACGUGGUGCUCCAGUUCGGCCGCGUAGCCCCAGACGCGUUCACCAUGGACUUCUGCUUCCCACUCUGCCCUCUCCAAGCCUUCGCCAUCUGCUUGUCCAUUUUCAAUGGGAAGCUGGCGUGUGAGUAAUUCAAUGAAAUAUUCCGAUCAGCUUCUGUGCCUGCUCAUUUGGACAAAGGGCCCCAACAUGCCUUCUUCUGCACCAGUUUACUAAUAACCCAUACUUAUUAGCCACCGCCUGGGUGCCUAGUACUAUGCUCUAGGGAGUGGGCUGUUUAGCAGCGCUUGCUUUCUGAAAUCACAGGCCGAUCAUGGGAGAUGGGCCUUAAACAACAAAAAAUCAGAAUGCUCGUCUGCUAUAAAGGAGGAAAGCACAUGGAGGCACAAACUGGCUGGGUCGAACAUCUCUAAAAAAAUGACUUUCAGACUGUAUCUGAAGAAUCUCAAGGAACUAGCUGAACCAGAGGGUUCAAGGAUAGGAACAUCAGGCAGUAGCUAUAGCUCCUACAAAGGUCUUAAGGUGGAAGGGGGCUUGGUCGGUUUGGGAAUGAAAUGAUAGUGUAGAGGAACUUGGGGAAACCAGUGCGGAGGGGGAGGGUAUGAGGCUGGACGGUGCAGGACAUUUGGGCCACUCUUGUUUGAACUGCUGAGAAUAGUUCCAAGCUGGAGAGGUAAAGUAGGGUGAGUAAGUAAAGGACAUGCCUGCACGUGAGAGAAUAAUUACAAUGCUAGCUAACACUUACAUAACAUUUGUUAUUUGAAGCAUUGUUUUAAAUAUGAACUCCUUUGGGCUGUUCAAUCUCAUAAGGUAUGUGCGAUUGUUAGCCAUGUGUUGUAGGUAAGGAAAUAGGGCUUAUAAAUGUGAAACGGGGCAGCUGAAAGCCUUGAGGAACUCACUACACCUGCCAGUAGGAGGAGUCUUUACAUUCCAGGAGGCACGGAAAUCUGGAGCUUAACACUUUCUGAGGGAUUAGUGAGUCCAGCUGCCAGCCCCCUUGGGGAGAUAACCAUCCCAAGUUUAACAAAAAUUUAGGCAGAAGCAAAAGAAAAACUGCUAAACCCACCAGCCCUUAGUUCAAUAGAAGCUUCACAAUGAAAAAAAGGCAAAUCCAAGAGAUGAUGGGGAAUGUAGUUUAUCCUCUAUUGAGGCACUCGCCUUUUGCUGUUCUUCCCAACUGUCUUGGGGACCCAGGAAUAGUGGAUGUUGUCAGUUCAGACACACAGAGACACUGCUCACGACAAGACUU
Messenger RNA from Vicugna pacos (alpaca), 2666 nucleotides. Lineage: Eukaryota; Metazoa; Chordata; Mammalia; Artiodactyla; Camelidae. The record is from RefSeq and is a predicted model, not a curated record.